Dipodomys ordii (Ord's kangaroo rat) is the source of this 948-nucleotide messenger RNA. RefSeq names its product olfactory receptor 51A7-like. The record is from RefSeq and is a predicted model, not a curated record. NCBI's taxonomy places the organism in Eukaryota, Metazoa, Chordata, Mammalia, Rodentia, Heteromyidae. Bases 1 to 948 code for a protein of 315 amino acids. The transcript has a single exon. Gene Ontology annotation, cellular component: membrane. Gene Ontology annotation, biological process: G protein-coupled receptor signaling pathway. Gene Ontology annotation, molecular function: G protein-coupled receptor activity; olfactory receptor activity.
AUGAUGCUUCUUCUCAAUACCUCGAAGGUUGAAGUCUCCUCAUUUCUGUUGAUUGGGAUCCCAGGUCUUGAAUAUAUGCACAUUUGGAUCUCCAUCCCUCUCUGCCUCAUCUAUGUAAUGGCCAUUCUGGGUAACUGCACCAUCCUCUGUGUCAUCAGCACAGAGCCUUCCCUGAAGGAGCCCAUGUACUAUUUCCUUUCCAUGCUAGCUCUCUCUGACCUGGGUUUGUCUUUCUCCUCCAUUCCUACUAUGCUAAGAAUCUUCUUAUUCAAUUCAACUGAGAUUUCUGGGGAUGCAUGCAUUGCCCAGGAAUUCUUCAUCCAUGGGUUCACAGAUAUGGAGUCUUCGGUUCUUCUGAUUAUGUCCUUCGAUCGAUUUGUCGCCAUUCGUUACCCUCUGAGAUACAGCUCCAUUCUCACCAGCUCUAGAGUUGGGCAUAUUGGACUGGUAUUUGCUGUUAAAAGCAUUCUCUUAGUGCUUCCCCUUCCUUUUACUUUAAAGAGACUCAGAUACUGUCAUAAGCAACUAUUAUCUCAUUCCUACUGCCUCCACCAGGAUGUUAUGAAGCUGGCUUGCUCUGACAACAGGGUUAACUUUUACUAUGGGCUGUUUGUCGCACUCUGUAUGAUGUCAGAUAGUGUGUUCAUUGUGGUCUCCUAUGUGUUCAUCCUAAAGACUGUGUUAGGUAUUGCAUCCCAUGGGGAGCAACUCAAAGCUCUUAACACCUGCGUCUCGCACAUCUGUGCUGUGCUCAUCUUCUAUGUGCCCAUCAUCACCCUGGCUGUCAUGCAUCGCUUUGCUAAGCAUAAAUAUCCUUUAGCUAUGAUUCUUAUAGCAGAUGCUUUCUUGUUGGUACCACCCUUGAUGAAUCCGAUUGUAUACUGUGUAAAAACUCGGCAGAUUAGAGAGAAAGUCUUGGAAAAACUGGGCCUGAAGAGACAAAGGUAA